Messenger RNA from Lycium ferocissimum, 734 nucleotides. RefSeq names its product pathogenesis-related protein PRB1-3-like. Gene Ontology annotation, cellular component: extracellular region. The record is from RefSeq and is a predicted model, not a curated record. Bases 46 to 630 code for a protein of 194 amino acids. The transcript is spliced from 2 exons. NCBI's taxonomy places the organism in Eukaryota, Viridiplantae, Streptophyta, Magnoliopsida, Solanales, Solanaceae.
ACUUCCUAUUUCCAUUGUCAUUGUCAAUAGUCAUUUUGUCAAAUAAUGUCGAUGUCAAUGGCUAAAAUAUUACUAGCACCACCAACUCUUUUGUUGUUGUUCAUCUUAUCAAUCUUCAUUAUUUCCUCAAAAGCAACUCCACCAACCUUUGAUUGGGUACAACAAGAAUUCCUCAAGGCUCACAAUAAUCUAAGAAAGAGUGUUGGUGUUCCUCCUUUGGAAUGGGAUGCCAAAUUAGCCGCUUAUGCAUAUGAUUGGGCUACUCAGCGCAAGGAGGAUUGUGAUUACAGGCAUCAUUCUCCUGGCCCAUAUGGAGAGAACAUCUUCUGGGAGCUUUACAAAGCCACACCUCCAGCCUUUGUUGUACAGAAAUGGUUCGAUGAGAAGAAGAAUUUCGAUGAGGUGAACAAUGUUUGCAAAUGCCAGCCAGAAAAUGCAGCAUGUCAAUGUGGCCAUUAUUUAAAUGUAGUAUGGAAAACUACAACAAAAGUUGGAUGCAGUGGCAACGUUUAUUGCGAUGACCAAAAGGGUGUUUAUUAUGUUUGCUCAUAUGAUCCUAUUGGGAAUUAUAAAGGUGUUAAUCCUUUAAAUCCUGGUGAUAAUUUAACAACUAAUUCCACUAGCUCUUGAAGUAGUUAACGCGUGCUAGGUGCGUGUUAAUUCUUCAAAAGAAAAAAAUUGUAAUUGAUUUUUGUGUAUGUUUGAUCAAUAAAUAAUGAUGUUUGAUUUUUGAA